Miscanthus lutarioriparius is the source of this 1221-nucleotide messenger RNA. The record is from the annotation of a GenBank genome assembly. NCBI's taxonomy places the organism in Eukaryota, Viridiplantae, Streptophyta, Magnoliopsida, Poales, Poaceae.
AUGGCAGAGCAAGAUUCAGAGCACAGCAUCCACGUUGUCUUGCUCCCGAACCCGAGCCAAGGCCACAUCAACCCGAUCCUCCAGUUCGGCAAGCGCCUCGCCGCGCACCGCGGCGUCCGGUGCACUCUCGCCGUGACCAGGUUCGUGCUCGGCCAGAGUGGCCAGCAGCCGUCCCCGGGCGGCGCCGUCCACAUCGCCGCCAUCUCCGACGGCUGCGACCGCGGCGGCUUCGGCGAGGCCGGCGGGAUCGAGGCGUACACGGCCCGGCUGGAGUCGGCCGGGUCGGAGACCGUGGGCGAGCUCCUCCGGUCCGAGGCGGCGCAGGGGCGGCCGGUGCGCACGCUGGUGUACGACGCGUUCCUGCCGUGGGCGCAGCGGGUGGGGCGGCGGCACGGCGCCGCGUGCGCAGCAUUCUUCACGCAGCCGUGCGCGGUGGACGUGGCGUACGGGCACGCCUGGGCCGGGCGGGUGGAGCCGCCGCUCGCGCUUGGCGAAGAGGAGCCGCUCGACCUGCCCGGGCUUCCGGCCGGGCUCAGGCCAGCCGAUCUGCCGACGUUCUUGACCGAUCCCGACGAUCGCGGGUACCUGGACCUGCUGGUGAACCAGUUCGGCGGCCUGGACACGGCCGACCAUGUCUUGGUCAACUCGUUCUAUGAGCUGCAGCCUCAGGUGCGUACUCCACUCCACUUUGGAUCAGAGUACGUGUGCUCACUGAAUCCACGUGUCGCAAAGGAAUCGGACUACAUGGCGUCCACCUGGAGAGCCAAGACGGCCUCGGAGGGCUCAAAGUUACCUGAAAACUUCACCGAGAAGACCAAGGAGAGGGGCCUCAUCGUAACAUGGAGCCCUCAGCUUGAGGUGCUGGCGCACCCGGCUGUCGGGUGCUUCGUGACACUCUGCGGGUGGAACUCGACGAUGGAGGGGUUGGGCGCUGGUGUGCCGAUGGUUGCGAUGCCGCAAUGGUCGGACCAGACCAUGAACGCCAAGUACAUCGAGGACGUGUGGCGAGUAGGCGUGCGAGUGUGCCCGGACGACAAAGGUGUGGUGAGGAAGGAGGAACUUGAGAUGCGUGUGAGGGAGGUGAUGGAAGGAGAGAGGAGCUUGGAGUACAUCCGAAACGCUGCCGGUUGGAAGGAGAAGGCCAAGAGAGCCAUGAGCGAAGGUGGCAGCUCCGACAAAAACAUCCUAGAGUUUCUUGGCAAACUUGGACUGAAAAGCUAA